Molecule: messenger RNA, 3322 nt
Organism: Leptinotarsa decemlineata (Colorado potato beetle)
Lineage: Eukaryota; Metazoa; Arthropoda; Insecta; Coleoptera; Chrysomelidae
Product: lymphocyte-specific helicase
Molecular function (GO): ATP binding
Source: RefSeq, a predicted model, not a curated record
GCCUCUAUUAACUUGAUUUUUUACAUUUCAGUGACAUGGCAGGAUCUGACGAAAGUAAUGAUAUGAUCAUGAAUCAUCCAGAUAUUGAGACAAUUGAAAUAAAGAGGGAAGUAAAGAAACUCUCACAAGUGAAAUCCAAAAAAAAAGCUGAAGACGGUAUGACGAAAGAAGAAAAACUCCGUGAGAAAGAAUUUCAUCGUCUGCUCAAACUGGAAGAAAAAAGAAUAGCUGAUGAAAACCGAAAAAGAAAAGCCGAAGAAAAAAGAUUAGCUGAAGAAGAACGAAAAAGAAUAAAGGAGGAGAAACAAAAAGCCAAACAAGAACUUCUGGAGAAGAUGGAAAUGUUGAAACAGAAAAGAAUGGAAGAAAAAGCCAUUGCCGAAGAAGAACGAUUGAAAAUAAUAGAAGAGAAAAGAAUUGCUAGAGAAGAAUAUCAAGCCAAAGCCAAUGAAAGGCUUCAAAUGAAAUUGGAAGCUAAGAAAAUUGCUGAGGAAAAAGCACUAGAGAAAAGAAAAAAGAAGGCUUUGAAGGGUAUGACUUACCUGCUGAGCAUCAGUGAGAAAUACUCGGAUUUCUUCAAAGAAAAGAUCGUUGUUGAUCCUAAAAAAACUACCAUAAAACCUCUACAAGAGAGAAACAAACUUCAGCCUACUGUCAAUGAUAUGAUGGAAGCUGUUGAUAUUGACAACCAAAAAGAUAGUGACAAACAAAAAUAUAGUGGGGAGGGUUUGGCAGAUGUAAUAAAAAAGCCAAGAUUUUUCGAGGGAGGUACUUUGCGUCAGUAUCAAAUAGAUGGAGUACAGUGGAUGAAAGUUCUGUUCGAUAACGGUGUCAAUGGAAUACUCGCCGAUGAAAUGGGUUUAGGGAAAACCAUACAAGUAAUAGCAUUAAUCUGCCAUUUAUUAGAGAGAAACAUCAAAGGACCGUUUCUCAUUGUGGUUCCGCUUUCUACACUUCCAAAUUGGGAAGCCGAGUUUGCCAAAUUCGCACCGAAAAUUCCCGUUGUCGUGUUUCAUGGAUCAAAAACUGAACGUUUUUCAACCUAUAAUAAGUUGAAGAAGGAAUACUACAUUGAUAAUUUCAGAACUCAACCUGUGGUGCUGACAUCCUAUCAAGUACCGCUCAUGGAAUCAAAAUUCAUGAGUUAUUUUGAAUGGCAGUAUAUUAUCAUAGACGAAGGGCAUAGGGUGAAAAAUCAUGAGUCUAAACUUUCAAGAAUUCUGAGAUCUUUCACAUCUGGGAAUAGACUUUUACUAACUGGUACUCCUCUGCAGAAUAAUAUCUCCGAGCUCUGGGCUUUGUUAAAUUUUCUGAUGCCUCAUAUAUUUAAAGACAUGGACACAUUUGCUUCAUUAAUAAUGUUGGAAGACGUUCAGGAUGAGAAUAAACUUUUAGAACAAGAAGAGAAAAACAAUAUCAUUUCAACGUUACACAGAGUACUCAAACCAUUUAUGCUGAGACGGUUGAAAAAAGACGUGCUGCCAGAUAUGGUGCCUAAGAAAGAAUUGAAUGUUUUCUGUCCUAUGUCAAAACUGCAGAAAGAUAUGUAUUCUUUCGUGAUUGAGCGUAAUAUAGCUAAAUUGCAAGGUAAAGAUGAUGAAGAAGAACAAGUGGACAAUAUACUGGACCAACCAAGGAAGAAACGGAAGUGUUCUCAAAAGGUUAAUUUCACGUAUGAAGUGCCUACUGAAAACGAUGACAUUUUAGAUUAUGACGAGGAAUUGAUCCAGAAGGAAGAGAAACUGAUUGGCUCAACAAUUGACAGAAGUCGUGCCCCCUUCAUUAGCAGGCUGACGAUGCAAAAUACCAUGAUGAUGUUCAGGAAGAUAGUCGAUCAUCCUUACUUGGUACAUUUUCCGUUAGAUCCAAAAUCCAAGAAGAAGGAACUGCUGGUUGAUGAAGAUUUGGUAUUACAAAGUGGUAAGAUGAUAGUAUUGGAUGAAAUGCUGGCAAAGUUGAAGAAGAAAGGACACAAGGUACUAAUUUUCAGCACACUGGUAAUGACCUUGGAUCUGAUAGAAGACUAUAUGUUGAUGCGUGGUCACACUUACUGCAGGCUGGACGGUGGUCACUCAUUGGAAAAACGAAGUGAGUGCAUAUCUGAAUUCAAUGAUGACCCGAAAGUGUUUGCUUUUCUUAUAUCUACAAGAGCAGGGGGUCUCGGUUUGAAUUUAGUUGGUGCAGAUACUGUUAUAUUUUUCGACAGAGACUGGAAUCCACAAGUGGAUAUUCAAGCUCAAGACCGUUGUCACCGAAUAGGACAAACAAAACCUGUUAUGGUUUAUACUCUCAUAACCAGAAAUACUGUCGAUGAACAAGUUAUAACGUUGGGGUAUCAGAAAAGACUUCUGGAAAAACUGGUGAUCAAAGACGGAAAAUUCAGGAAGUUGAAAGCAGACGACAAGAACAAAGCUGAGAGCGAACUUAAAGAACUUCAGCAGCUCUUGAAAAACGAAAGUGAUACAUUUGAGGGAUUGGGUUACUCAAACGUAGAACUAGAUAAGCUACUCGACAGAUCUGAGCUGUACGAGAUGAUGAAGUCGAAAAAAUCUAGCUAGAUAGGAUCAGGCUUUUGUCCUUUUGAAUCUCAGGAACUUGUUCAGUGUUACCAUUUUUAUAAGUAUACUUUAAGAUUUUAUUUUUGAUCAAUGUAUGUGAAUGUGACCUGUUGCAGUAUUGUGAAAAUUACUUUUUUUUGAAGUUUUAGAAACUGUAUUGUGAAAAAUUGACAUUCCGAAAGUUUUAGAGAAAGUUGGUCUAUGCUAUGAAAACAGUCUUGGUUAUUUGAGAAUGGCUUUCGUGAACAUGGGGAUGAAGAAAUGAGUGGAUAAAUUCGUAGGUUUUGGUACAUUUUUUUACAAAUCUAAUUAUUUACAAACUCAAUUACUUAUACAUUUAUAACUUACACAGUGAAAUAAUCAUAACUUCAUCAAAGCUAUUCGCAGUCCGUCAGCCAUGUAACGUUGCAGAAUCAUCCCAACUUCAUUUAGCUCAAUUGCCUCAACCUUUCCAUUGUGAGAGGCUCACUACCACUGUGCCGAAAUUUUAAGCACAUAUUCUCAAUGCCAAGAGUCAAGAUUGACAUCCUGAUAUCUGUAAUAGUGUUGGGCUUUCAAGCAUUCUUAGCUGAACAUUACUCUGCUCAGGAUUUUCUUUACGAAAACGUUUGUUGAGACUACAGUAGGCGAGAAUUCAUAUUUUCGCCCGCCGUGGGCCACAUUUGCAUGUGGCUAUUCCACAGCACCUGCAUGUCCGUUCGAUGUAUUCGUAAGUUGAUGUGGCAUUGAGGACCAAUGGAGUCUUGCCAGAACUCCCUGUGGAA